Sorghum bicolor (sorghum) is the source of this 1173-nucleotide messenger RNA. RefSeq lists its product as uncharacterized. Gene Ontology annotation, biological process: regulation of DNA-templated transcription. The transcript has 5 exons. The record is from RefSeq and is a predicted model, not a curated record. Gene Ontology annotation, molecular function: transcription coactivator activity; zinc ion binding; chromatin DNA binding. NCBI's taxonomy places the organism in Eukaryota, Viridiplantae, Streptophyta, Magnoliopsida, Poales, Poaceae. Bases 194 to 847 code for a protein of 217 amino acids.
CAAAAUACUAAGUCCUCUAUCACCUCACAAAAUUUGAAACUAAAAUAUAAUUUGUGCAUAGAGAAACAAAAAAGAAAAAACUUUUUAAGGUAUUAGUUGGACCAACUUAUAUAGUUGGAGGGAGUAAAUUGAACCAAAUGUUAGUUUAGAGGGUUAUUUGGACUUUUUUCUAUUAUACACUAUAGAACCCGUCAUGACGAACUCGCCAGAGGGCCCUCAAAAUCCUAGGGCCGGCGCUGCCGCAGCGCGCACUAGUCAGAGGACAGGAGUCGUCCGGAGGUGGUGCCUUGCUGCUUCCUCUUCCUCGUCUCGCCUACCACGAACAGAUCCAUCCAAUACUCCAAUCCAAGCACGCCGCCGAUCCAACCACGAAGCCAUGGACGCCGGAGGCGACUGGCGCGCCCAGCUCCAGCCCGAGCGGCGCAGCAAGAUCGUGAACAAGAUAGUACUGACUCUGAGGAAGCAUCUGCCGGUACAAGUGCCAGAGGGGCAGGGGCUGGUUGAGCUUCAAAGAAUUGCCGUGCGAUUCGAAGACAAGGUGUAUGCUGCAGCCACUACCCAGGCUGAGUACUUACGGAAGAUUUCUCUCAAAUUGCUGUCAAUGUGGAGUUACACAAAUACACAACAGAACCCUGGUCCAGCAGGUAGUAGCACCAAAGGGAAGAAGCAAAAGAAGUUGAGAUGCCAUUUCUGCAAGAAAGGUGGCCAUCUUAAGAAGGAUUGCUUGAAGAGAAAAUUAUGGUUUGAAAAAAAAGGAGUUGCUUAUGAUCCAACCCAUAAGCGGACUAAAGCACAUGAGAAUAAAAAUGAAGGCACCGUAUUGAAGGAAUCAGGAAUUGCAGAGUAAUCCUUGUGUAUGUAUGUAUGUAUGUCACCGUAUUGAAGGAAUCAGGAAUUGCAGAGUAAUCCUUGUGUACGUAUGAUAUCGUGUGUUUUCUAUCCUGCGUGGUUAUCCCAGGAACUGUUUUUUUUUUCUCAGGAUUAGCUUUGGACACUCUUGUUGCUGGUAACCCCAGCGUACUCUGUAUGGUUUGUUUGCCUUAUAAAAGCAGAGUUAAUUCUCGUUGAAAAAAAAAGAAAUCGUGUGUUUAUGAGAAAGUUGGAUGUACUAAGUUUUAAGGUUAUGCAUGUAGAUGAGACAAUACAUAUAUUAUUAUGGUCCCAGUACUUUAA